Thalassophryne amazonica is the source of this 1244-nucleotide messenger RNA. RefSeq names its product chondroadherin-like protein. Lineage: Eukaryota; Metazoa; Chordata; Actinopteri; Batrachoidiformes; Batrachoididae. Bases 2 to 1072 code for a protein of 356 amino acids. The transcript has a single exon. Gene Ontology annotation, cellular component: plasma membrane. The record is from RefSeq and is a predicted model, not a curated record. Gene Ontology annotation, molecular function: protein binding.
CAUGGUGACUUCUGCCUUUUGGCUGCUUUUGCUGCAUUUGAUUUUCAUGCUUCAAACUCCGGUGGUGAAUACUUGUCUUGGCGGGUGUGAAAGUCUUCCAGACAUAAAAUAUGUCAACUGCUCAGACAGGAGUGUCGUCACCGCUCUCGACAACUUUCCAGUCAACACAGAGUAUUUGGACAUGUCCAGGAACCUUCUGACGACGCUCCCCUCAGGCUCCUUUGGGCCUCUUUGGGGUCUGAAGGUGUUGCUGCUGAGAGAGAAUAACAUCACUUCGGUGGCCGACGGAGCCUUCGUCAAAUUAAACAGUUUAAGGAAGUUAGACUUGAGUCAGAACCAGCUCUCUGCCCUUGGUGAUGGCUUCUCACUCGGCUUGGACUCCCUUACAGAGCUUGUCCUAGCUCACAACCACCUCAGCGUCCUGGAAAGCACAAAUUUUGAAAACCUCCACAAUCUCGUGAAGCUGGAUGUGAGCGCCAACAUCAUUGAAAUCGUCAAACCCAGAGCGCUGGGUAGCUUGACAGCUUUGCGCCGUCUCCACUUCCAGAGAAACAGGCUCACCACUCUGGGACUAGACUUCUUCUCAACAUUACACUCUGUAGAGGUGCUCAGACUUCAGGGUAACCAAAUAAACAUGACUGAACCAGGGGCCUUUGCUUCACUAUGCAAUCUGGUUCUGCUUGAUCUUACCUUCAACCAACUAUCUGGGCUGCACUUCAAGAUGCUGCUGGGCAUUUGUGCAUCUAAUGCACAUGUCCUGCUGGAGGGGAACCCAUGGCAUUGUGACUGUGACCUGCAGAGGGUCUUCAGAAAGCUGGCCAGCAUCCAUCGCUUAUUUCUAGAUGACUAUGAGAAGCUGAGGUGCAAUGAACCAGCAGAAUUAAAGGGUUCUUUGAUGGUGGAAGUGGCUGAUGGCCUGUGUGUAGCUGAGACAGUGACCGUUCUUAUUCUGACUGUCACAGUUCUGAUUACAGUGCUAGCUGCCAUUGUCAUGGGGGAGAAGAAUAAGAGACGUGGCUCAGCUAAAGAUUGGACAGAGGAGACCAGUCUGGAUGAUUACUGUGAUAAUUAAACUAAUUAAUUUGUUUCUUUGUUUGUUGGGAGAGAAGAAGAGAAAUUUGACAGUAGAUGAACUUUCUGUCAUGAAGAUUUUAACUUUAAGGACCUGACCAAGGGCUACUGGCACAAAAGAAUUAAAGCAAAAGCAGCAUCUGGAUAUUUGUUUCCAGGUGUGUGUUUCUGAC